Molecule: messenger RNA, 483 nt
Organism: Pedinophyceae sp. YPF-701
Lineage: Eukaryota; Viridiplantae; Chlorophyta; Pedinophyceae
Source: the annotation of a GenBank genome assembly
AUGUUCGCUCGGCUCUCCGUCAACAAGCUCGCCGCGCAGGCCCGCUUCGGCGCCGCAUCGGCGCGCGCCCGCCCGGCCCGCAUGAUGACCUUCAAGGCCGUCGCCCGCCAGGUCGUCCACACGGACAAGGCGCCCCCCGCCGUCGGCCCGUACAGCCAGGCCAUCAAGCACGGCAGCACUGUUUACGUGUCGGGACAGAUCCCGCUCGUGCCCGGGACCAAGGACUUCGCCGGCGACGACAUCAAGGUGCAGACGAAGCAGGUGAUGGAGAACCUCGGCGCGAUCCUCGAGGAGGCCGGGUCGGGCUUCCCGAAGGUCAUCAAGACCACGAUCCUGCUGGCGGACAUUGCGGACUUUGCGGCCGUGAACGAGGUCUAUGCGACGUACUUCCCCUCGGAGCCCCCCGCGCGCGCGACGUUCGCGGUCAAGGACCUCCCGCUCGGCGCCAAGGUGGAGAUCGACUGCAUCGCCGCCCUCGACUAA